Messenger RNA from Lodderomyces margitis, 1671 nucleotides. RefSeq names its product Ca(2+)-binding ATP:ADP antiporter. Gene Ontology annotation, molecular function: ATP transmembrane transporter activity; calcium ion binding. Gene Ontology annotation, biological process: transmembrane transport. The coding region runs from base 1 to 1671 and encodes 556 amino acids. The record is from RefSeq and is a predicted model, not a curated record. Lineage: Eukaryota; Fungi; Ascomycota; Pichiomycetes; Serinales; Debaryomycetaceae. The transcript has a single exon.
AUGCCCAAGAACAUUACUCCGGCGUCUUCGUACCUUUCAAAUGACUCUUCAUCAGGAGAAAACAAAUACGGAGAAGAUAUCAUCAUACCAGCAAAACCCAACGAUUAUGAAACGCUUUUCCGCAAGUUGGAUAUUGAAGAGAAUGGUAAAAUAACGUUUCGAGAUUUCACUAAAGCAAUGAGGAAACUAAAACAUCCUAUAAGUGAAAACCGUGAGCUUAUGAAACAAGUGUUUAAUUCAUUUGAUGAGGACCAGGACAAAAUUAUCGAUUUCAACGACUUUAAGAAGUACUUGUCAACAACAGACGACCAAAUACUAAAAGGUUUCAACAAGAUUGACGAGGAUAAUGAUGGGAAAUUGAAUAAAGCCGAUUUUGUCAAGUAUUUAAAACAUCACUUGAAUCUUAACGCAAGCAAGGUCAAUGUCGACCUACUUUUCAAACGAAUCGACUACAAAAACGAUGGAUAUAUAACUUAUGACGAGUUUAGGGAGUUUUUGAUCUUGAUGCCUCGAUUACACGGCUCUAGAAUACGAACAGCGUACACAUUUGUGGUGGAGAAUUUUGGUGUCAGUUCCGAUGGUGAUGUCACGUUAAUCAACCAAUUUCUCAAUGGAUUUGGGUUUUUCCUUGCUGGUGGAUUAGCAGGGGUAGUGUCGAGGACAUGCACCGCUCCAUUUGAUAGAAUCAAGGUGUUUUUAAUUGCCAGGACUGACUUGACCUCAACUAUCCUCCAUUCAAAAGAAGAGAUUGCGCGUCAAAUUGCCUCGGGUGCUGAACAACAUGUUAUUGAUCAACUACGCGCCAAAUUAGCUCAUGCCGAAUUGGAAAAACAUAUUCAACUGACAAAAGCAACAACAUUAAGGGAAAAAACCAUUCGUUCUCCUAUAGUGCAAGCAGCAAGAACAUUGUGGUUGCAAGGCGGCAUCAAGGCGUUCUAUGUUGGAAAUGGUUUAAAUGUGUUGAAAGUUUUCCCAGAAUCAGCGAUGAAGUUUGGUUCCUUUGAAGCAGCCAAGAGGUUCUUUGCUCGUAUUGAAGGAGUUGAAGAUGUAACUCAAAUCUCCAAAGUAUCGACGUACUUGGCCGGUGGAUUUGGUGGUGUUGUAUCCCAGUUUGCAGUUUACCCAGUGGAUACGCUUAAAUUUAGAUUACAAUGCUCUAAAUUGGACAGCUCACUACAAGGUAACGCAUUGUUAGUUCAAACUGCCAAAGAUUUAUAUCGCGAAGGUGGUAUGCGUGUGUUUUACCGUGGUAUUCUAGCGGGUGUAAGUGGUAUAUUUCCCUAUGCUGCUCUUGAUUUGGGUACAUUUCAAACAAUAAAGACAUGGCUAAUCAAACGAGAGGCAAGAAAGUUGGGUGUAAGUGAAGAUGAGGUCAAGUUGCCAAAUUAUAUGGUGUUAUCACUAGGAGCCCUUUCCGGUUCCUUUGGUGCUACUGUUGUCUACCCCGUCAACUCGUUAAGAACUAGAUUACAAGCACAAGGAACUUAUGCACACCCAUAUACAUAUUCUGGAUUCUUUGAUGUGUUUCGAAAAACUAUUGCCAGAGAAGGGUAUCCCGGUUUAUACAAAGGAUUGGUUCCCAAUUUGGCGAAGGUGGCACCGGCUGUUUCAAUCUCAUACUUUGUUUAUGAGAAUUUGAAAAACUUGUUUGGACUACAUAAUACAGUCUAG